Messenger RNA from Dicentrarchus labrax (European seabass), 3729 nucleotides. RefSeq names its product solute carrier family 35 member F3b (gene slc35f3b). The transcript is spliced from 8 exons. Bases 116 to 1642 code for a protein of 508 amino acids. Gene Ontology annotation, cellular component: membrane. The record is from RefSeq and is a predicted model, not a curated record. Gene Ontology annotation, biological process: transmembrane transport. Gene Ontology annotation, molecular function: transmembrane transporter activity. Lineage: Eukaryota; Metazoa; Chordata; Actinopteri; Moronidae.
UGGCCAGGCAUAUGUUUGUAGGGGUGAGAAGGAGCAGGAUGAUGGUACUUUCCUCCCCGUCAGCCUUGAUGAGGAUUUAGAUUCCCAGUAGCUGCCCUGUUCAGUGGCCUUGAGGAUGUACGGUGAUGGAGAGGGCACCGUGUGGGACCGGGUCGGACGUCCCCACCGGGACUGUAUGUGCUACCUUGGACCUCCUACUUCUUUGAUGCCGAUCGGGAUGCGCAAGUCGCCCGACGUGAGCCCCAGAAGGCUUUCGGACAUCAGCCCUCAGCUCAGACAGCUCAAGUACCUGGUGGUGGACGAGGCCAUCAAAGAGGACCUGAAGUCCUCCCGCUCAGUUGAGGACAUCAACAGCGCGUCCAUAGAGGAGCGAAUAUUAAGAAUCACCGGCUAUUAUGGAUACCAGCCUUGGAGUGCAAGCUACAAUAGAGAAGACCGCACCAGGGAGAAUGUGGUUGGCACCACAGACGCACACUCGGCUGGCGGUACAGCAGGAGCAGAGUCCGGCUCCAACAGACGGAGGCUCCACUGCUGCAUCAGAGUAACAACUGUACAGGUGCGCAAGGCCUUGUGGGGGGUCGCCAUGGUGAUGUGCGUCUGCUCCUCCUGGGCAGGGUCCACCCAGCUGGCUAAGCUGACCUUCAAGCAGUUUGACGCCCCCUUCACCCUCACCUGGUUUGCCACCACCUGGAACUGCCUCUUCUUCCCCCUCUAUUACAUCGGCCACCUGUGCAAGAGUCCAGAGAGGCAGACACCCAGACAGAGAUUCAGGGAGUGUUGUAGGUUUUUCGGGGAUGACGGGCUAACACCCAAGGUGUUUUUCACCAAGGUGGCUCCCUUUGGCCUGCUGUGGAUCCUCACCAACUACCUGUACCUGCAGGCCCUCAGGAAGAUCAACACAACAGACGUGUCAGCGCUCUUCUGUUGUAACAAGGCCUUCGUCUUCCUGCUGUCUUGGAUUGUACUCAGAGACCGCUUCAUGGGGGUCAGGAUCGUAGCUGCUAUCUUGGCCAUAGCAGGCAUUGUAAUGAUGACCUACGCUGAUGGAUUCCACAGCCACUCAGUCAUCGGCAUUACGUUUGUGGUAGCCUCUGCUUCAAUGUCAGCGCUCUACAAGGUGCUCUUCAAGAUGGUCCUGGGCAGUGCCAAAUUUGGAGAGGCUGCACUCUUUCUGAGCAUCGUUGGAAGCGCCAACUUUGUUUUCAUCAGCUUCGUGCCGGUCAUCCUGUAUUUUACACACGUGGAGUACAUUGGCUCACCUAGUGACAUCCCCUGGGCCUACCUCUGUGGGGUUGCAGGCCUGCUUUUUGCUUUCAACGUCCUGGUGAACUUUGGCAUUGCGAUAACAUACCCAACACUAAUAUCCCUUGGCAUCGUUCUAAGUGUUCCUGUAAAUGCCAUGGUGGAUCUCUACACUUGUGAAAUUCAUUUCAACACAGUGCGCCUCAUUGCUGUGUUCAUCAUCUGCCUGGGUUUCCUCAUGCUGCUGUUACCAGAAGACUGGGACCAGUGCAUCAUCCAGCUCAGCACAAAGCUGCGCAAACGCGACGAGCCAGCAGAGGGCAGCGGGGAGGCAGGCGCCACCACAGGGCUCAACUGGAGAGGGAGAUCCAGGACCUCCAUGUCAACCUUUGCACACUGACUCCAUGAAAUAUCACCAUGCAAACACACACAGACACAAAGAGGGAGACACAUUAAGACCUACUAUUGUUGAUUUUGGGACAUGUGACCUGCCCUCUCUUUCAUGCAGCUUCAGGAGUGAAGAAAGUAUUUCAGACUUUCCUCCGAUCAGUAACAUUUGAUGGGGGAGAUGCACGAGGCACCGACUGUGUCUCAUUCAUUUGGCAUCCAUUCCACUCAGAUGUUAUUCGAGUUGGUGCACGAACUAAUCAGUUUUAAUCCUUCUUACCCCAAAAAAUGAUCAGGUAUAACUGAUGUAUUAAUUUUUGCUGUACCUCUUAAUCAUUCCAUUCACUACAUCCUUGCACCUGGGAAGACUUGCCAACUUGCCUGAUAUUUUUCAGCUCUGAGGAAAAAGACAGACACUCUUUCGAGGCAGGCCUAACACCUUGUGGACUUCCUGUCUUUAACAUGUACACAUGUACACACCUUUAAGAUCCAAAGAAGAAUGCCUAAAAUGCUGAAUGCCUGAAAACAAUAGGGAACCCCCCCCCCCCCCCUCCCGGGUGUCCCUGAGGUGUACACUCAAUGACAAAUACCUGCCUUUCAUGCACUGUACAUAGCUGUGUUUCACACCUUGGAUGUCCUGGAGCUGUGGACCCAGUGGGCUCAUCUGGUGUGAGGAGAUCUGUCUGGACAUCUGAGGAUCAAUCUGAGCUGAACAAGCUUUCACAACAGCCUCACACUGUUCAUCCUGAGGGAAGAGGUCAGCUCCUUUUCUUGACGAUUGGCCCCCUGUGGUUAUGUGCUCUCCUGGAGCUAAACCCACUCUGUCAAUGCUGACACCCAUUGCUCAGGCCCACAGUUUAAUCACGAGAGAUCUAUCUCUGUUGCUUUCAAUGCAUGAGAUGGUUGCGAUUUGUUGUUUGUGUGAGUGCUUUCAGUCCAUCCAUAAAGAACUUGCCUCACAUCUUCUAUUGCCUAGCAGCAAACGGUAUAGUAAACGUUUUUAAUAACUAAGCAAUACAGGUAAUACAGUACUAAAUGUGUCUAUCAACUGUUCAAACUAAACUAACUCAUUACGUAGCCUACUUUAACAAUCAAUGCUUCAGGUAUCCCAAUCUUUGGAUGGACUAAAAGCACUAACAGCUUAUAAUAAGACAAACAGGCUUUAUGAAAACUUGGAACUACCCCUUUAAUAACUUUCAACAUCAUCCAUAGCUAUCACCGAGCCUCCCUCUGAAUUCCAAUCACACAUACCUUUUUAGACUCGUAUGCACACAAACUAAUCUGCGACAAUUAUCAAUUAAAUUAAAAAAAAAACAGACAGUAGACGGAAACUGUCUCACUGCAGCGUGAGGAAAGGUGUGUUGACACAUGAGAAUGGCUCCCAUUUGUCCACCUCCGCUCUUUGUCAAAAAAAAAAAAAGUUCUUACUGCGUCUGUUUUCAUGAAUCACAUUUCUGAGGCAAGUUAACAACCCAACCGAGAUGAACCUGAGAGCAAAUAAGAUGCGCGUCUCGUAAAGCGACUGGUGGAAACUCUGCCUUGCUGUGAAUGUAUGAACAUCACUCGACCACACAUGCUCGCUACGUGCUAUCUGUUUUUUACAGUGCCAUCACAGACUGCUGCAGAGAGACUCUUUAAUACUAUCCUUCUUGUACUCAUCUGAGUUGCAUUUUUUGGAGCUAACUCUUGACGCAGCGUACAGGACUUUUUAUAUUUUUUGCAUUUGGUUGCUUACUAACCUUGAGUGGACAGUGAGCGACAUCUGCAGGACGAGCAUGCACAUACUGUAUGAGCAGAUACAGCUGACAAGUCCACUUCACUGCCUUUUCUUUGUUUUGCAAUAGAGUACAAUAGCACUGUUUCCCAUUGUCAUUCUCUAUGACAAUAAAUAAUAAUAUUGUAUUCCUCUGGAAUUAUUGCUAGACAUAAAUGUAAACCUUUGUAAGGAAUGAUGAUUUUUACACUGAGAUGCAACAUAUGAUUAUCACAUUUGAGGAAGAAAUAUUUAGAGUGUGAUUAAAUGAAGGGUUUAUUAGAUCUAUUGUUGGGUGUCUUCAAGUGUAAUCACAUGUACUAUAUAAAAGAUUUCUUUUCAAUACA